AAGAGUUCAAUGCCUCUGGUUACCUCUGCUGCUGCUUCUUGUUCUUCAAUGCUGGGAGCUGGUCGAGAGAAAGAGGAGGAGGAGGAGGAGAGUGAAGCAGCAAGUAUGAAGGAAGAAUCCAAAGUUCCAGUACAUGAAGAGUUCACUUACGUUUCUGGAGCAGCUACUCAGGUCUUAAAGUGUGGCCCUUGGAAAGACCUUUCCAAACAUGAAAGUAACCCAAGACUAUUAUUUCUAGUUAUUCCUGGUAACCCAGGAUUGGUUUACUAUUACCGGACAUUCAUUCAGACUCUGUACUCUGGCCUGAAACAGCAGUAUCCAGUUUGGGCUGUAAGUCAUGCUGGACACUGUAAAGUCCCUUAUGGCAUGAAAAUGACAGAAGAGAUGGAUGUUUGUGAACCAGACAACGUCUUUGGACUGGAUGGGCAAAUUGAACACAAGCUGAACUUCCUCCAGAAGAAUGUGCCCAAAGAUAUGAAACUUGUGCUUAUUGGGCAUUCAGUUGGUUGUUAUAUUGCCCUUGAAAUUAUGAAACUUGCUCCAGAAUUACAGAUUCUCCGCACUGUGCAGCUGUUCCCUACAAUAGAACGCAUGGCUGAGUCUCCACAAGGGAAGAUCAUGACACCCCUGUUGUGCCAGCUUCGUUAUGUUGUGUAUAUGCCUUUGUACCUGUUGACACUUCUCCCAGAAAGAGUCAAAUCGUUGUUCGUGCGCUUUGUGCUCCGUCAGAGCUGCAGUGAUGAGCCUUCACUAACAGCUACGGUCGAUAUGAUUAACAUGGAUUGCAUAGCCAAUGCAAUGUAUAUGGCAAGUGAAGAGAUGAGGAAGAUCAUACAGAACAGCCGUACUAUAAGUCAACAUUUAAAAAAGCUGACAUUUUAUUAUGGAGCAACCGAUCCAUGGUGUCCUGUGGAGUACUAUGAAGCUAUGAAGAUGGAAUUUCCAGAAGGAGACAUCAGAUUGUGCGAGAAAGGAUUCCGCCACGCUUUUGUCCUGGAAACAGCUAAAGAGAUGGCGGAAAUGGUUAUAGAUUGGGUACAGGAUGAUCUAGCUAGACUCUAAAUGGAGGUACACCAGUCUAGGUAGGAAAUUACUAUGGGUGGGAGGGUUAACUGUUUUGUGGAUGUGUAAUGUCUCUACUUGAACGCCUAAUUUUACCUGCGAAUUGUGGAUGCUUUUCUCUGGAAAAUGUGACCUAAGUUUGUGCUCUGAACAGAGCUUGGAAAAGUGACCUUUUUGGAUGAUAACUCCAAAAUCCCCCAGUUAAUAUGGCCACCAGCCAAAAUGGAGUCCCAUUGUCAGGAGACUUAUUGAAUGCCUACAGUGUGAUUUGUAAGUACCAGGACUGGGUUUUGUCAACAGCAGAAACUGGACUGGGAAAAGUGUAUUAUUGGCCCAAAGGUAAUGUCUCCUGUAUUCUAAAUUACUCUCAGGUAAACCAAUGCUAUGAAUUGUGGUAACGGUGCAGUUUCCCAUUGAAGAGGUGCUCAUGGAUGCAUACUCAGGGAAGAGAUUUUUUCCCCAGCAAUGAGAGUGAUCAAGGACUGCAGACUAAGUGUUUAUAUUCCCUGAAGAAGGGAAGAACUUCCUGAUGGUGAGAGCUGUUUGACAGUGGAAUACACUGCCUCCGAGAGUAGUGAAGUCUCCUUAUUUGGAGGUUUUUAAACAGAGGCUAGAUGGCCAUAUGUUGGAAGUGCUUUGGUUGUGUAUUCCUGCAUGGCAGGGGUUGGACUGGAUGGCCCUUGGGGUAUCUUCAAACCCUAUGAUUCUAGGGUUGGUACUGUAUCAAACUGACAUUUAGAGAACUAAUGUAGCAUAGUGGUUAAGAUCUUGAGAUAGGAGAAUCCCAAAGUCAAAUAAUCUCACUCUGCCAUGUGCAUUUUAUUUGGCCUUUGCAAAAUUUAUUGCCAUUGCAAGUAUUGUUUCUCGGUGAAUAUGAGCACCCAGUCUCUUAAAGAGAAGGAAAAAAGGACAGUAGGGGCUGAAAUUUGAAGAAAGACCCAGUUCAGAGAAAAGAGCCAUCACUGCUCUUAAAUGGAGAGCAAUAAUAAAAUUCAAAACGGUGAGCCAUGAUGCAUGAGGCAAAUAAGAUAUUGUUGUCCCUUUUGUCAAGUUUAAGAACCAAAGUGGUAUAGUGGUUAGAGCAGGGAUAUGCAAAAUGCAAUUUUCCAAGAUUAUUUUUGUGGCCUUGAACCCUUCCAGCCACCCUGUAUUGCCCACUCCACCCCACAGAAAAUAUUCUGCUGCUCCAGAAUAUUAAUUUCAUAAAAGCAGAAGAUAAUUUGGCAAAUUCCAGGAUUUUUUGUUUGUUUGGCAGUCUGUGAUCCCCUGGAGAGUCCUCUGGAGUUGCCCACCCGAGGUUAGAGUGUUGGAUUAAGACUGGGAAAUCCAAGGUGAUAUAAAACUCACUGAGUGGACUUUGAGCCAGUCUCUCUUUCUUUGUCUGGCUUACCUUAGAAGGUGGUUGCGAAGAUAGUGGGGAGGAGCCACUUUAUGCUGCUUUGAGUUUGUUGGAGGAAAAGGAAGGGAUAACUAAUAAAUAGUACUACUGCUUGCUCAUACUAGGCACUGUUCACCCAUUAAGUGACACACGCCUCCAACAGUAUAUCGAUAAAUACAGUAGAGUCUCUCUUUCCAAGCAUGUAUGUCAACAAAGAAAGGAGUCUGGAGAGGCCACAGCUCCUCAACAAGUGUACAUAUGGUGGUAACUGUGCCUCUGUUAUGUCUGUGAGAAAUGUCAUUUAAAUGAACUUAGACUAAUUAAUAAAAUUAUUCCAUUCAUCCCA
Messenger RNA from Sceloporus undulatus (fence lizard), 2786 nucleotides. It is a transcript of the gene LDAH, whose product is annotated as lipid droplet associated hydrolase. Gene Ontology annotation, cellular component: lipid droplet. The record is from RefSeq and is a predicted model, not a curated record. Gene Ontology annotation, molecular function: lipase activity. Gene Ontology annotation, biological process: lipid storage. Lineage: Eukaryota; Metazoa; Chordata; Lepidosauria; Squamata; Phrynosomatidae.